Molecule: messenger RNA, 3463 nt
Organism: Monodelphis domestica (gray short-tailed opossum)
Lineage: Eukaryota; Metazoa; Chordata; Mammalia; Didelphimorphia; Didelphidae
Gene: TMEM132A
Product: transmembrane protein 132A
Cellular component (GO): endoplasmic reticulum
Source: RefSeq, a predicted model, not a curated record
GACCCGGCGGGUCGGGGGCGGGGCGUCCGUGACUGGGCCCCUCCCCCGCCGCCCGCCCGCUCCAGCUCCAUUGUCUGCUCGGCUCGGAGCAGCGGCGGCCCCGGGGCUGGGAGUCCGGCUGGGCAGCGCGGGCAGUGGGGUCGGGCAUGCCUGGCGGCGGGAGUGACGCCCCCUGAAGCCUGCGCCGGGAGCAUGGGCACCGGCAGCCUCCGAAGCGCUCCUCCGCGGGGCCCUAGGCGCCCGGGGCUCGGCUGCCUCUGGGUGGCCCUGCUCGCGCUGAAGACCGUGCGAGGGAGUGUGGACACGGAGCCCCCCGACCCGGUCUACCUGCCGGCCGCUCUGGAGCUCCUAGAAGCCCCGGAGUACUUCCGCCUCCAGCAGAUCGGGCGCUACCCUCCCGCCAACGCCUCGAUGGGCUCCCGCUCCGAGACCUUCCUGCUCCUGCAUCCGCAGCCGAGGGCACAGCCCCUCCUCCGGGCAUCCUACCCGCCCUUCACCACCCAGCAGGCGGUGCCAGGCCGGGCCACGGAGCCCAGCGGCUUGCUCGCCGCCUGGGAUGUUCGGGCCGUGUCGGUGGAGACCGUCCUCACGCCCGUGGAGCCCCACGCCCGGGUCCUGUUCUACCUCAAGGGGCAGGACUGGCAGCCGGGCCCCCGACCUCUGCCCUGUGCCCGGCUCCACGCCACCCACCCCCUGGGCACUGCACACCGCGCCUGCCGCUUCCAGCCUCCCCUGGGCGCGUGUGUGGUGGAGAUGGAGCUCCCCCGGGCCUGGUUCUCCAGCGUCGCCGCCACCAGGGCCGAGCUGGCCUACACCUUGGAGCCGGCGGCCGACGAGCCGGGGCGCUGCGCUCCCCCCGGGGACGCGCUGCCCCCCGAGCGGCCCCUGCCCGUGGGCUGGGUGGAGAUCCAGCCGGCCGACCCCCCUCGCCAGCAGGAGGUGCCGCUGGACGCCGCCGUCCGCCUGCGCGUGUCCGACGCCGCCGUGAGGCCGGGGCAGCCCUUCCACGCGACCCUUCUGCUGCGGCGCAACUUCACCGACGAGCACCUGACGCUCUGGGUCAAGGUCAAGAAGGGGCUCCAGGUGAUGGCUGCCCGCCCGGCGCAUCCCUCCCUCUGGACGGCCCAGCUGGAGCGACUAAAGGGCUCCAAGCACCCCACGGUGCUCAUCAGCUGCCGCGCCACGGGCGCCCGGGGCCCCAACAUCAGCCCACCUGGAUUCUCUGAGUUCCUGUGGGUGGACUUUAUGGUGGAGAACGGCACGGGGGCCGCCGCGUCGUCCACCCGGCCCGUCACGUGGCAGCUGGAGUACCCCAGCCAGGUCCCCGAGGCCAAGAAGGACAAGAUGGUGUGGGAGAUCCUGGUGGCGGAGCGGGACGUGCGGGCACUCGUCCCCAUGGCGCAGACGGAGGAGCUGGUGAACACGGCCCCGCUGACCGGCGUCCCUCGCAGAGUCCCCAUCCGGCUGGUCACCGUGGAGAUGGGUGGAAACGUGGCCGAGGUCACCGAGCAGGUGGGCUGCGAGUCGGCCAACACGCAGGUCCUGCAGGUGUCGGAGGCGUGCGACGAGGCCUUCGUGGAAGGCAAGGAGAGCCGGGGAGGCCGCGGCGUGCGGCUGGACUUCUGGUGGCGCCGGCUCCGGGCCUCGCUGCGCGUGACCGUGUGGGCCCCGCUGCUGCCGCUGCGCGUCGAGAUGACCGACACCAGCCUGGAGCAAGUGCGAGGCUGGAGGGUGCCCGGGCCGGCCGCAGGCGCCCCCGCGGAGCCUGACGAAGGAGGCGACGAGGCAGAGCGGCGGGCCCGGAGCUGCCGGCUGCAGUACCAGCGGGCGGCCGUGCGCUUCCUCGUUCCCUUCGUGGCCCACCCUGCAGACGGAGGCCGCCAUCUCACUUAUCUGCUGGGCCCCGACUGGCUGCUGGACGUGUCUCACCUCGUGGCGCCCCACGCCCGUGUCCAGGACCCCCGCGUGGCCACGCUGGAGGGGGGCCACGUCCUGGUGGGCCGGGAGCCGGGGGUGACGUCCCUGGAGGUCCGCUCGCCGCUGUCCGACUCCAUCCUCGGGGAGCAGACUCUGUCCGUGACGGAGGACAAGGUCUCUGUGCUGGAGCUGCGGGUGCAGCCAGUGACGGGCCUCUCGCUGGCGCUGCGCCGGGGCCCUGCCCACCCCGGGGAGAUCACCGCCACGUGCUGGGCACACACGGCGCCCCCUGGCUCAGAACAGGAAGUCUCCUUCUCGCUGUGGCUGGCCUUCUCGGACCACAGCGUGGCCCCCGCAGAGCUGUUUGACCCCAGGGACCUGGCCCUGUCGGUCUCCACCGAGGAGCCCGGCGCCUUCUCCCCGGCGGCCCCUGGCAGGGAGCCGGGGGGCUUCUUUGGGGGGCUGGUGAGCGGCGGGGCCCAAGAGGGGAUGCCCCUGCAGGUGGGCCUGCACUCGCCGGAGUCCUGCCGCCGGGGCAAGCACCGGCCCCCGCUGGCCUCGGCCACGGCCUGGCUGGGGGCGCCUCCCGUGCCCCCUCGGCAGCACGAGCAGGUCCCCCCGUCUGCCUCGGCCCCCCCGGCCCCCAAGGGCCCCGGAGGUGGGGGGAGGCGGCCGGGGCUGGAGGGAGAGGGGGGCCUAAGGAGCAAGUUUGAGCUCCCCGAGGACCACCAGGAAGAGCAGGAGGAGGAGGAGGAGGAGGAGGAAGAAGAGGAAGAGGAGGAGGAGAUGGUGAGGGCCCCCCAGAGGGUGACGGACCUGGAGCUGGGCCUGUACGCCCUGCUCAGCAUCUUCUGCCUCGCCAUCUUCAUCUUCCUUGUCAACGGGGUGGUCUUUGUGCUGCGCUAUCAGCGCAAGGAGCCCCCCGACGCCCCGGCCUCCGGGGGCCCCGCUUCCCCUCAGCCCCACAACUGGGUCUGGCUGGGGACGGACCAGGAGGAGCUGAGCCGGCAGUUGGACCGGCGCCCCCCCCGGGAGGAGAGACCCCCAAGCCCGGCCCCCCCUGCCCUGGGGGAGGGAGGCUGCCGCUGUGAGGGAGGGGGAGGAGGAGGGGGGAGCAGCCCGGACCCCCCCCCUCCCCUGGGGGCCACCCUGCCACGGAAGGAGCCGGGGGGCCGGAGGAAGCGCGUGGAGUUCGUGACCUUCGCCACGGCCCCCCCCGCCCGGCCCCCCGAGGAGCCCCCGGCCCCGGCCGUGCAGUCCAUCCUGGUGGCCGGGGAGGAGGACAUCCGCUGGGUGUGUGAAGACAUGGGGCUCAAGGACCCCGACGAGCUGAGGAGCUACAUGGAGAGGAUCCGGGGCAGCUCCUGACUCGGGGGCUUCCCCAGCCCAGACGUCUUUGUGGGUGUUGAACUUGCCCUCUGACCCCCCUGCCUGCCGCCCAGCCCCGGCCCCGGCCCCGGCCCGCUCCCCUCCCCGCCUCGCUCGUUAUUUAUGACAAACGGUUUAUUCUCACGUUGGCUACAAAAUAAAAUAGAAAGGAAAUGUC